CUCGGUGGCUGGUGCCGCCACGACCCGCAGCGCCGGGCGAGGUGGGUGUACCGGGGGUGGGGGCUUCACCCCCUUUUCUAUGAGAGUGGGGGUACCUAUUGCCUAAGCGAGGCUGCAGAUUUCGGCGGCGGGGGAUUGGGGGACUGGUUUUUUUUUUUUGUUUUUGUUUUUUUGGGUUUUUUUUUUGUUUUGUUUUUUUUGGCACCCCUCCUUCAUGCAGAGAUGGAGUUUGACUCGUACCAGCACUACUUCUACGACCAUGACGCCCAAGAGGAUUUCCACCGCUCCACGGCCCCCAGCGAGGAUAUCUGGAAGAAGUUUGAGCUGGUCCCCACGCCCCCCCUUUUUCCCCUGGGGACCCCCGGGGAGAAAGCCUGCUGCUCGGGGCCGGAGGAGCGCUCGGGGUGGCUCUCCCGCUGCUGCCUGCCCGGGGAAGAGCCGGAAUAUCUCUUCGGGACGGGGGAAAUCUUUGGGAACCUGAGCGCCUUCAUCCUCAAGGAUUGCAUGUGGAGCGGGUUUUCAACCCGGGAGAGAUUGGAAAAAGCUAUGACAGAGAAACUUGCCAGCGGGACGCAGAGAGCCACCCCCCACAAACCCUCCUUCGCCCAGGAUUUGGGGUUCAGCAGCUCGGUGAGCGAGUGCGUGGAUCCCGCUGCCGUCUUCCUUUGCCCGCUGGCUGAGAGCAAGAUCCCCUCGUCCUCGGGAUCCGAGGGCCAAAGCGAUUCUGAAGGCGAAGAGAUUGACGUGGUGAUGGUGGAGAAGAGACCCCCUCUCAGCCUGAGGCAGCCAGUGACCAUCACACUGCGUGCUGACCCCCUGGACCCCUGCAUGAAACGUUUCCACAUCUCCGUCCACCAGCAGCAGCACAACUACGCCGCCCGCUCCCCGCCGGAUGCCUCUGCCCCUCCAGAGCCACCCCAGCAGGCUGAGGACGAGCCACCAAAGGCCCCAGAGCCAUCUCCUGCCACCCCUCUGCCUGAGCCCAGCCUGGAGAAAGCCUCUGGCAGCAGCAGUCCCGGCUCCGACAGCGAGGACGUGGCCAAGAGGAAAAACCACAACUACCUGGAGCGCAAGCGGCGCAACGACCUCCGCUCCAGGUUCCUGGCCCUGAGGGACCAGGUGCCCGGGCUUGCCAGCUGUCCCAAGACCCCCAAAGUGGUGAUUUUGAGCAAAUCCUCCGAGUACCUGCAGUCCCUCAUCAGUGCUGAGAGGAGGAUGGCAGCCGAGAAGCGGCAGCUGCGCCUGCGGCAGACCCAGCUGCUCAAACGGAUUGCUCACCUCCAGGGGCAAUAACCCCCUGCUCCAGUCCCCACCACCCCCUGGCUCCCUCUCAAUUUGCACAGUUUUUAAAUUUUUUAACGUGGUUUUGGGUUUGUUUUUUUUGUUUUGUUUUUUUGGUUGGGU
Molecule: messenger RNA, 1404 nt
Organism: Calypte anna (Anna's hummingbird)
Lineage: Eukaryota; Metazoa; Chordata; Aves; Apodiformes; Trochilidae
Gene: MYCL
Product: MYCL proto-oncogene, bHLH transcription factor
Exons: 2
Coding region: 223-1293 (356 amino acids)
Biological process (GO): regulation of transcription by RNA polymerase II
Molecular function (GO): DNA-binding transcription factor activity, RNA polymerase II-specific; RNA polymerase II cis-regulatory region sequence-specific DNA binding; protein dimerization activity
Source: RefSeq, a predicted model, not a curated record